Molecule: messenger RNA, 681 nt
Organism: Malassezia pachydermatis
Lineage: Eukaryota; Fungi; Basidiomycota; Malasseziomycetes; Malasseziales; Malasseziaceae
Product: dna polymerase epsilon p12 subunit (dna polymerase epsilon subunit 4)
Exons: 4
Coding region: 1-681 (226 amino acids)
Cellular component (GO): CHRAC; nucleus
Molecular function (GO): protein heterodimerization activity
Source: RefSeq, a predicted model, not a curated record
AUGUCGGCAACAGAAGAGACAAUCCGACCAGUGACAGAGAGGAUGGAGGAGAAUCCAGUCCCUGUCCCCCAGGAUACACCCACAGACCAAAGCACGCCUAUGUCCACAGAGCCGACGACGGAACCUUCGACAACGUUGACGCGACGCGUGUCGCGGCCUGUCGCUCCUCCUCAAAAGGGCACGUCAGUCUUCCCCAUGGCCAGGGUUUCAAAGAUUAUUAAGGCGGAUAGUUCUGUGGAUAUUUGCAGUAAGGAAGCUACGUUCCUGAUCAGCGUCGCAACGGAAUUGUUUGUGAAGAAGUUUGCUGAAGAAGGGUGCAAUAACGCACGUUUGGAUAAGCGGAAAAUGAUCCGUUACGAUGAUAUGGCUAAGGCCGUGUCGCAGAAUGAAUACCUGGACUUUUUGCGGGAAGUCGUACCUACCGCCAUCCCUCUUUCUGUGGCUAUGAAACAACGUGAGGAGCGUGCCAAUAUGGAAGCGAACGGUGGCGAAGAAGAGAAGGAAGAGGAGGCUGACGAAGCGGAGGAGCCGGAAGAGCCGGAGGACACAGAAGAAGCCGAUGAGUCCAUGGCUGAUUCUACGCUACUUGACAAGGAUGCAAGCCCUUCACUCAAUGAGCAUAUGGAUAUGGUAAACGAUGGCCUUGGAGAUGAUCCUAUGCAAGAAGAAGAGUCUAGUUAG